UUCUAUUAAAGGCAGAACUCGUAAGCAGAGCCUGGAAGCCCACGGGAAGCUUGGAUGUCACAGUAGGACUAGAUCUUCCGUAAAGGGCUUCUCACGGAAAUAUUUCUGAGGUAAACCACAAGACAUUGAGGCCUUUACAGCUCCGCGGAACCAUCCUCGCCAGAGGCUAUACCGGGCAAGAACAAUGGAGGCCAGCAGAAAGCUCGUUUGCAAACAAAGGCAAGUCUUUUUCUUCUUUCUCUUCUUACACUUAGCUCUGGCCGGCUUUGAAUUUAGGCGUUAUUCUGUGGAGGAGGAAGCAGAGGGGAGCUCUUUCGUAACCAAUUUAGCAAAAGACCUGGGUCUGGGGCAGGGGGAACUCUUCAGGCGGGGAGCAAGGGUCAUUUCCAAAGGGAACAAACUGUAUUUGCAGCUGGAUCAGGAGUCUGGGGAUUUACUGCUAAAUAAGAAACUGGACCGCGAGGAACUGUGUGGUCAGACAGAGCCAUGUGCGCUGCGUUUCCAGGUUUUACUAGAGAAUCCCUUAGAGUUUUUUCAAGCUGAGCUACAGGUAAUAGACAUAAAUGACCAUACUCCUGUGUUCAUGGACGGAGAUAUGUUGUUAAAAAUAUCAGAGAACAGUCUUCCUGGCACUACAUUUCCUCUAAAGAAUGCUCAGGACAUGGAUGUAGGCCAAAAUAAUGUUGAAAAUUAUAUAAUCAGUCCCAACUCCUAUUUUCGGGUCCUCACUCGCAAACGCAGCGAUGGCAGAAAAUAUCCGGAACUUGUGCUGGACAAAGUACUGGAUCGCGAGGAGGAAGCUGAGCUCAGGUUAACCCUCACUGCUCAGGAUGGUGGUUCUCCACCACGGUCUGGCACCGCUCACGUAUACAUAGAAGUCGUGGACAUCAACGACAACGCCCCUGAAUUUGAGCAGCCUUUCUACAGAGUAAAGAUCCCUGAGGACAGCCCCAAAGGGUUUCUUGUUGUCAAAGUCUCUGCUACCGAUGUAGACAUAGGAGUCAAUGGAGAGAUUUCCUAUUCAUUUUCCCAGGCUUCAGAAGACAUCAGCAAAACCUUUGAGAUCAAUGCCAUGACUGGAGAAAUUCGACUGAAAAAACAACUUGAUUUCGAAAAAACUCAGUCCUAUGAGGUCAGUAUCGAGGCCAGCGAUCCUGGAAGCCUUUCUGGAAAAUGCACCGUUCUGGUUCAAGUGGUGGAUGUGAACGACAAUGCCCCAGAAGUCACCAUGUCUGCAUUUACUGGACAGAUCCCUGAGAACUUGCCUGAGACUGUGGUUGCAGUUUUCAGUGUUUCAGAUCUUGACUCUGAAGAGAAUGGGAAAGUAAGCUGCUCCAUUCAGUACGAUCUACCGUUUUUGCUGAAAUCUUCCAUGGAAAAUUUUUACACCCUAGUAACAGAGCGACCGCUAGACAGAGAGACCAGAGCCGAAUACAACAUCACCAUCACUGUCACAGACUUGGGGGCACCCAGACUGAAAACCGAGCACAACAUAACCGUGCUGGUGGCCGACGUCAACGACAACGCCCCCGCCUUCACCCAGACCUCCUACACCCUGUGGGUCCGAGAGAACAACAGCCCCGCCCUGCACAUCGGCAGCGUCAGCGCCACAGACACAGACGCGGGUGCCAACGCCCAGGUCACCUACUCGCUGCUGCCGCCCCCCGACCCGCUCCUGCCCCUCGCCUCCCUCGUGUCCAUCAAUCCCGACAACGGCCACCUCUUCGCCCUCACGUCCCUGGACUACGAAGCCCUGCGGGCCUUCGAGUUCCACGUGGGCGCCACCGACCGCGGCUCGCCGGCGCUCAGCAGCCAGGCGCUGGUGCGCGUGCUCGUGGCGGACGCCAACGACAACGCGCCCUUCGUGCUCUACCCGCUGCAGAACGCCUCGGCGCCCUGCACCGAGCUGGUGCCCAGGGCGGCCGAGCCGGGCUACCUGGUGACCAAGGUGGUGGCGGUGGACGGCGACGCGGGCCAGAACGCCUGGCUGUCGUACCAGCUGCUCAAGGCCACGGAGCCCGGGCUGUUCGGCGUGUGGGCGCACAACGGCGAGGUGCGCACGGCGCGGCUGCUGAGCGAGCGCGACGCGCCCAAGCAGCGGCUGGUGGUGCUGGUCAAGGACAACGGCGAGCCGCCGCUGUCGGCCAGCGUCACGCUGCACGUGCUGCUGGUGGACGGCUUCUCGCAGCCCUACCUGCCGCCCCCGGAAGCGGAAGCGGCGGCCGCGGCGCCGGCCGACCCGCUCACCGUCUACCUGGUGGUGGCCUUGGCGUCGGUGUCGUCGCUCUUCCUCUUCUCGGUGCUGGUGUUCGUGGCGGUGCGGCUGUGCAGGAGGGGCGGGGCGGGCUCGGCGGGUCGCUGCCCGGUGCCCGAGGGCCACUUCCCGGGCCACCUGGUGGACGUCAGCGGCACGGGGACCCUGUCGCAGAGCUACCAGUACGAGGUGUGUCUGACUGGAGGUACCGGGACCGGCGAGUUCAAAUUCCUGAAGCCAGUUGUACCCAACUUUCAGGCCAUUUCCCCGGGCCAGAAAUGAAUCCCCAAUUUUAGG
Messenger RNA from Capra hircus (goat), 2551 nucleotides. RefSeq names its product protocadherin beta-13-like. Lineage: Eukaryota; Metazoa; Chordata; Mammalia; Artiodactyla; Bovidae. Gene Ontology annotation, molecular function: calcium ion binding. The record is from RefSeq and is a predicted model, not a curated record. Gene Ontology annotation, cellular component: plasma membrane. Gene Ontology annotation, biological process: homophilic cell-cell adhesion.